Messenger RNA from Pogoniulus pusillus (Red-fronted tinkerbird), 8637 nucleotides. It is a transcript of the gene SERINC5, whose product is annotated as serine incorporator 5. The record is from RefSeq and is a predicted model, not a curated record. Gene Ontology annotation, cellular component: membrane. The transcript is spliced from 12 exons. Bases 447 to 1835 code for a protein of 462 amino acids. NCBI's taxonomy places the organism in Eukaryota, Metazoa, Chordata, Aves, Piciformes, Lybiidae.
AGAACUCCCCUGGCGCCUUUAACUCGCGGUACGGAUCCGUCGGGGCCAGGUGGGGGUGUAGCGCUCCAGGUUCGGAGGCUAUCCCCUCGCUGGGAAGAAGGCUUCGCAGGGACAGACUGGAUGGCGAGGCCCACCAGAAAGAGGAGCAGGAACGACUGCCGCAGCACCCACAGCUCCCACGGUGGCGGCCGCGACUGGGCGGUCCGAGGCGCAGCGAGCCCUGAGUCUCGUCAGGCCCGGCCCUACCUCCCCUCGACUGACGACAGCGGAAGCCAGGCGGCGAGGCCGGCUGAGGGCGUCGCGGUUGGCAGCGGGGCAGAGGCGGUGUCGCUCCGCCCGCGGCGGCGGUGUCUCGCGUUCUGCUUGCUCAGCUCAGCCCAGCCAAGCCCAGCCCUCUCCUGCAUGAGGGAGGCAGCGAGUGAGCCCGGCCACUCCGCGCCGCCGGCAUGUCUGCGCCCUGCUGCGCCGGCCAGUUGGCCUGCUGCUGUGGUACUGCUGCUUGUGCCUUGUGCUGCAAAUGCUGCCCCAAGAUAAAACAGUCAACCAGCACCCGCUUCAUGUACGCGCUUUACUUCAUCCUGGUGACUAUCAUCUGCUGUGUGAUGAUGUCAACAACAGUAGCUAACGAAAUGAAAACACACAUUCCCUUCUACAAGGAAAUGUGCAAAGGUAUUCAGGCAGGAGAGAUGUGUGAGAAGUUGGUGGGAUACACUGCAGUGUACAAAGUCUGUUUUGGAAUGGCCUGUUUCUUCUUUUUAUUCUUCUUGUUCACCAUCAAGGUUAACAGCAGCAAAAGUUGUCGAGCAUACAUUCAUAAUGGAUUCUGGCUUAUUAAACUUAUACUUCUCGCAGCAAUGUGCUCAGGAGCCUUCUUCAUUCCUGAUCAGGACACUUUCCUCAAUGCCUGGCGAUACAUAGGAGCGACAGGAGGGUUCCUUUUCAUUGCCAUUCAGCUCAUCCUGCUUGUUGAGUUUGCACACAAAUGGAAUAAAAAUUGGACUGCAGGUGCAAACCACAAGCAGAUGUGGAAUGGUUUGCUUGCCCUCGUCACUCUCAUCUUGUACUCCAUUGCUGUGGCAGCCCUGGUCCUCAUGGCGCUUUUCUACACACGCUCAGAGGGCUGCAUGUACAACAAGGUCAUGAUUGGUGUUAACGGUGGCCUGUGCCUCUUUGUGUCGCUGGUGGCUAUAUCUCCCUGUGUCCAGAACUGCCAGCCCCAUUCUGGUUUGCUGCAAUCUGGAAUUAUCAGCUGCUAUGUUAUGUAUCUCACAUUCUCAGCACUAUCCAGCAAGCCACCAGAAACUAUCCUGGAUGAAAACAAUCAGAACAUCACAAUCUGUGUACCUGAAUUUAGUCAAGGCCUGCACAGAGAUGAAAACCUGGUUACUGGCUUGGGUACUACCAUUUUGUUUGGCUGUAUUUUAUAUUCUUGUUUAACCUCAACAACACGUGCAAGCUCAGAGGCCCUGAGGGGAAUAUACGCAGCGCCUGAAACUGAAGUAGCUCGUUGCUGCUUUUGCUGCGUGCCUGAUGGAGAUGCUGAUGCUGAAGAGCACACUGCAAGUAGGGGAGGCCAGACUGUGAUUUAUGAUGAGAAGAAAGGCACGGUGUACAGUUAUGCCUACUUCCACUUUGUUUUCUUCUUGGCUUCGCUCUACGUGAUGAUGACAGUAACUCACUGGUUUCAUUAUGAAAGUGCUCAGAUCGAAAAAUUCUUCACUGGAACCUGGUCCAUCUUCUGGAUUAAGAUGGCGUCCUGUUGGGUUUGUGUCGGUCUGUACUUGUGGACUCUCUUGGCUCCGCUCUGUUGCCCAGCCAGGGAGUUCUCAGUGUGAACACUGCGACCAUCCUUCUGUGGUUUUAAUUUCUUUUUCCCCCCGCUCUGUUACAAAUAAAAUACAAGAGUCAUUUUGUAAUGAGGAAACCCCUACUUCCAGCAAUCUACCAGUUAGUCACUUUUUAGUCAGACUAAACAAAUGGUCAGAGACUUUUUUACUGGUUUUUAAUUGUCACAAGCAUUGCCCAAAGGAACAAAUCCCUUUCUAAAGCUUUGUAGUGCCGAUGCGCGGAGUGUAGGAAUCUGUUGUUGUGAAUACUGACGAUCUUUCUCUGGCUUCAUUGGCAAGGAAAAAAACCAUGAUAAUCAUGAUGCAGGUUUACCCUGAUGUACCUUCUUCCUUGCUGUGGACGCUAGAAUGUCUUCUAGCAAAUAUGCAUUCCUUUUUUAUACUCUUUUAUUAGCACUGUCUUUUACAGUUUGCAGCGACGAUCCAGACCGCCGUUUUGUACAGCAGGUCAUCGUUGUUAGUAGUAUCCAGACAAUUUUUCUUUUCCAAAAACAUAACUAAAUACUUCUAUGGAAAGAGAAUAUGUAAGAAUCUGAUUGCCAAAGCACCUACUAAAAGUUGUUUAUCUAAAUACUAAAUAUAUUUAAGUUAUUGUAUACUGAGAUUGAGAAAGGAAUGUACCAAUGAUAAUAGAGUAUUUAUUCUAUUAUAACUUUAAAAAGCACCUGAAUAUUUUGUGCAGUUCAGAUCUAGUCCAGUUGUUAGCAGAAGGGGAUUUCUUACACAUAAGUUUUAAAACUGGAUUCUGUCCAACUUGGCUUUGCUGGCACACUGCAAGUUGUGUGUACUGCACAGAGAUUUAAGAUAUGGUGCAUUCUUUAUUCAGAACGUUUGCUGUGGAGAAAAUGCUAAACACAGGCCUGCUGCCAGUCGCUGUUCAAUUUAAAAGUGGAGUGCUCGUUUACUUUUCUACCCUGCUAUUUCAGCUCGUCUCUAAAGAUCUUCCAGCAUCUCCAGUUCUGUUUCCAUUACUAAUUUUGUAAUAUUUUAAAUGCUUUGAUGGUCCAAAAAGGACUGUAAUGUGUCAUCUUCCUUUUCUGCCUGUGUUGGUUGGAAAGCAUUCUUACUAACUGCUGUAUUUUCAUACUCCUCUGUUUCCUGUUGGGAUGGAAUUGAGCCAAGCAAACCAUUAAUGGAGAAUAACCUUGCUGUUGUGUAUGCCUAUUCCAAGCAGUGGAGUGGGCAGUCAGAAAAACAAAACCAGAUGACACAACUGCAACAGCAGCUGCCAUAGUACAAGUUACUGACUUGACAAUGUUAAACCCUACCGUAUUGCUUUUAUUUGCUUUAAGCAGGUGAUUUGGUGGCAGAAUGACAGCUCAGAUGCCCUAAAAGCUGAAUAAAGUUGAACCCACUAUUGGUAUUCACAUUCCAGUGGGAUGAAUUUAUGACUUAAUGCUAGUCCCAGAGGUUUUGUCUCCUCUCUCUUUUUCUAAGCAAAAUCAACUGAUUUAGUAGUUCUUCUUUUUGAAAUAAGAUGGAGCCUUAAAUCUUCACCCAGUGCUUUCUGCAAAACAAAGAAAAGCACAAGAGAGAGGCCAGUGAGAUGGCCAGAAUAUUUGCAUGCCUUAUUUUUUCUGCUGCAAUAACUGCUGGCUAAUGUACACCUGGUAAGUAAUCCUAAUACAGCAGAUCUCUAUUCUGCUUGGUUUCAUUAUCAUUUUUAACUGCCUCAUUGCUGUGGUAUUCUUGGGCUCCUGUCCUGUUUGGAGCUUGCCAGGAGUAUGAUCUUCACAAGCCCAUGCACUCUUACCUCAAAUAAAAUCUGCAGGUCUGCAGUUCUGUGUACUUACACCACCUACCCCAGUGAUUAGAAGACUCAAAAUACAUCUCUUAGGAAAUGUGAGGGAAGGAGGGGGCUGCCCAGAGAUGACUCUUGCUGCUCUUCUUGUUUGUGCUUAGGGGGAAAAAAAAGCAGUUGAAGCUUAGCUUUGACAUUGAGUUAGAAAGACAACAAAGAACUCUGAAGAAAGAAGCAGAUUUUUUCUUUCCUUUUGCCUCCACUGGAAGGUUCUGAUCUUGCCAAGAGCUCUGCUAGUGUGAGGGCCUGUGACUGUGUUUCUGCCUGCAUUUGGAGUCUAGCCACACAGAUUCUUCUGCUCCAGAAAUAGGCCUUUGUUAACACGUUUGCAAUCUAGAAGCCUUUAUCUGUCCCAUCGCUAAGAUAAGAGCUUAUAGACUGUGCAGUGAUGACUAACAGUUGUCCCACCUAGCUCACAGCAGCUAUUCUCACGAACAGUCUUGAUCCAGCACUGCAGCUCUGAGUUGCAGCUGAGAUAGCCCAGGCUCUUGUGCCUCCCUUCAUGAGUGCUGUUCCCUAGAGAAGAUUGCAAUAUUUGUCUUCUAGUGUAGUAUCUGUUGUACUAUGAGAAACCAAACAGAUUUAAUUUUAAAUUAUCAGUGUCUUUUUUUUUUUUUUCUAACAGAAUGAUGUAGGCAAGAAGCUCUGCAGAAGAUGUGCAGGAUUUCAGAGUGUAGGGCAGAGAAUGGUAACUGUGCUCUGGUUCUGAUAGCAGGCAUCCCAGUCUUAAAUGUAGAUGAUCUUAAUGCAUAUCUUGGCCAAUGGAUGUUCUUCUUCGUUUACAAAAAUAUGUAUUUUAUGUAGGCAUUAUCUGCCUGCAUAAGGACUUCCCGUACCUCUUUGUUCUCUUUUGUGUGGGUUUGCUUUUUUGGGUUUGUUUCCUUUUUUGUUUGUUUGGGGUUUUUAAUAGUUUGCACUUAAGGAAAUAGGUUUUGCUCAGAGGAAACAGGGUUGUGAGAGGAAAGGACACAGGGAGGCAUGGGUCCGUUCUUCUAACACAGCGUUCACCUCAUGUUGUUGCUCUUAGUAGAAUGCUUUGGGUUGGAAGAGACCUUUAAAAGUCAUCUAACCCAGCUUCUCUGCAGUGAGCAGGGACAUCUUCAACUAGAUCAGGUUACUCAGAGCAUCAUCCAACUUAACCUGGAACGUUUCUAGGCAUCCACCACCUCUCUGGGCAACCUGUUAUGGUGUUUCACCAUCCUAAUUGUGAAAAGUUUAUUCUGUAUAUGUAGUCUGAGUCUGUGCUCUUUAGUUUAAAACUAUUACUUCUUGUUCUGUCUGAAUAGGCCCUACUAAAAAGAUUGUGCCCAUCUUUCUUAUAGCCCCCUUUUAAGUACACAAAGGCUGCAGUAAGGUCUCCAUUUUUCCUGGCUGAACAACUCCAAUUCUUGUAGCCUUUCUUCACAGGAGAGGUGUUCCCAACCCUCCAUUCUUCCCUUCCACCAACUCUUAACCUUAUGCAUCUGGAUCUGUGGCUGUAUGUAUAGUGUGAGUGGGGCUGUAUCUGCUUUUGGACAAAUGUUGUGGGAAAAGACCCCAAAAAUAACUCUGGGGAUCUUUGUGUCCAGGCUGUGGUGCCAGAUGCAGUGAUGGUUCUCCAGGGCUUCCUAAGGAGUCGGUAACUGGUGGCAGCUGGUUGCGCAAAGCCUCAGGUUCUUGAGUGAGGCACAGCUUCCUGCUGACAGGACAAACGUGACAGCCUUGGCCAUUUGCUGUAAAAUCUGUAUGGUGAACUUGCAACUACUUAAUAAAAUCCUCAUCUAGGGUCAAGGAUUCAAAUGCCCAGUUCAUAGAUUCCAAAUGGUUCAUGCGAAUGGGCUUUUAAAACCUUUUGAAGAAGUGCCUUCAUACUUCCUGCUGUGACAGCUAAUAGUUCAAGUGGCACUGGAGCUGAAAAACCUGAACUGAGCCUCUGAAUAGGUGGUGCUUCCUUCUGUGUUACACUGGUCUGUACACAGCAUACUUAUAUCUGUAGUGCAUGUGGAAAAUCAAAUAGUUAGUGUUUGACAAACCUCUGGGGAUGAGACUUAAUUCAAUUAGUACUGUGCCGUGGAAUUAAAACUGGGAAAACCCACAGGCAGCCUGGUGCUUUUGGAAACAAAUAACAGGUGUGGCUUAUGUUUAUGGUUGAAGAGUUAACUUUCUUUCCCCAUACCUGAAGUGCAGGUGAGCGCUUUGUUUGAGGCAGUUACCUGUGCAGUGUCUGUCCUGCCUGGUGCCAUGGUGGUUCAUUGAAUUCAUUCUUGAACUUAAGUGAGCAGUGCAGUGUUUCUGGCUUCUUGCAUUUUCGGGCUGUGUGAAGUGAGGAAGCUGUUGUUACAAAGACAGGAAAAACUAGAGAACGUAUCCUGUAUUGAAUUUCCUCCAGCUAGAGCUGGGCUUAUGCUGUCCUUUAAAGGGCUCUGGGAGGAACAGAACUUACUUCCGCUGGGAAAGUGAAACAAUUUUUUUGUCCUUUUUCUACAUUUUUGAAUUUGCUAUUAUAAGACAGGUUGUUUGGAGCCUUGCCGCUGCACUGACAGUUGAGACUGGGACAAUGUUAGGUUUUCUUAUCAAGGUGACUCAGACCUGCAGUCGUGACUGAUACUUUGGGACAAAUCAAUGGGACAGACUCGGAGAGCAAGUCUCUGAGUUCAGAUAGCUGGACUAACAACUAAGGCCAUAAAGUGUUGAGAAGGUGCAGAAGGCAGAUGAACAUGCUUGUUUGCAGUGGAUCAUCUAGCUCCUCAGAGCAUGCUGAUUGCUAAGUAGGGAACUCUGCUGAGAUCACACAACGUAUUUUUCACUUGUUUCUGAUACUCUUUAGUUUUGUACUUCAAGAACUUCCAUGAGGUUCAAAAAGCUCGUGUUUCCCAUCUGAGUUGGUAAAUCCUGGCUGGGUUGGAGCACUGCCAUGUGAAACGGGUAAUUCAGUGUUGCUGUGUGCGUGCAGUCCAGAGAGAGGGCUUAGCCCUGCAUGGAAUCAUAAACACCACCUUCAGUUCAUUUGUGUUGUGCUGUAGCUCCUUUCUGCGCACCUAGAAGCGCUUCAAGGUGGUAAGUUAUGCACAGAUAACUGCUUCUGUCAGCCACUGAUGCAGCCAUUUCUGGGCUAGAGUGUUGCUAUUUCAGUGAAGCAAAUGUUGCACUUGUGGGGAAAAAAAUAAGAAAAGCUGUUUUUAACAGUUCUCUGAUUCUGACCUGGAGAGUUUAGGGCACUCAAGACAUCACUGCUUGAACAUGGGCUAGCUCACAGUGAGCAUCUCUGAACAGCUUGGUGACAAAAUAAUCCACUGAAUGCUUUCAAAGUAAAGAUUUUACAGCGUAAACCAUUAGGCUUUUCUCCUAAAUGAGUUGAUGUAGCAAAAUACCACAAGGUUGUACCUUUGUGGUGUGAGAUAAUCUGCAGCUAAAAUUCUGCUUUCCUCAUUUCUUCCAGGCUGUAGAAGCAAUGUCUUUUUCUUGCAGGCUGUAUGUACUCAUUUUAUUUGUCUUUUUCUCCUACUUGGAUCUUUUUUUUUCAAUGGCAUUGUAAACCUGGUUCACUCGCAUUCUGCUUCCUGUUAAGUGGAAUGUCUUUGGUGCUAGAAAAUAGCAAAGACUUCUUUGCCAGCUCUUGUUGACCUUUUUUAUAGCAGGACAACCUGCUAUGUUAAAGCAAAGGCUCAUGGUUUAUCAUGUGGAUCAGUUUUCGUGUAUGAAAACUGCUGCUUUGGUUUCUGAAGUGGCCUAUAAGUUCUUGUGGGAGGAAACCCCAUAAUCAGCACCAUGACAUUGUACUUCGUGUUUUCAGUUUUGUAAACAGUAGUUUGAGCUGAGUGUUUCACCUGACUGUACAAGGGAAUGGACAGAGAAAGCUGUGGCUUUUUUGUACUCCGUAGCAGAUUACAUAGCUUGGGAGCUGGUAUGUCUCUGUCUUUUCACCAAGUGCCCUUGUCCACUGCGGGUGGGGAUACAGUCACACAGUACGCAGGGUUCCAAGUAGAAACUGUUGGAGACUGAUAGGACAGAUGCUUUCUAAUGCCCAAAGAAACUCUCUGGGUUUCAAGUAGGCCCUACAUCUGUUUUUGAUCAUUUGCUCUCCUCAAACCUGGUUCAAACUCAUUCCAUACCUGCUGAAUAAUGUAGUUGGUUUUUAAAUGUUGGGAUUUAUUUCGGAUAAAGCCACACUGGCUUCCCCCAUGAGCCAGUCUCCGAUAGCUCUCAAUGCCAUAGCAUACAGCCAUAUAGACAGAUUUGUUCAGAACCACACUCAUCAGCUUUGGAAUCACUCCAGCAGUGUAAUGCUGCCAGGGCUUUUUCUCACCCAGAGCUGUGGGGUGCGGCACUGCAGCCGUGGUUUUGCCAAAGCAGCUCAGUGCGAAGCCAGGAAGGAUUUUGGAAAGCUAUGGGAAAUGGGAAAGCUAUGGGGAAAUAAUGUCUUGUUAGUCAUACCUGAGCUUUACUUUUUCCUCUUAUUGAUAUGCCUCCAGGUGCUUAGGUGUUGUUGGACAUCCAUGCAGAUGUUAAGUGAAAAUUAACCUUCAGAGAAAAGAGUUCAUCUUGUCUUAACAAGAGCUGAGAAAAUAUUUACUUGGAACAUAUGGGUUCAGUGUCUGCUUUUUUGUUUACCAGCAGUAAGUGCUGUUCACUCUCCUAUAUGCCAUGAUAGAAAACUGGAUGCAAAGUAGUCAAAAUGUAAUGAUGAUGGGGAUUUAAAUAUUUUUCAAUGGAACUUUUGGUGUGUAUGUGUGGUUUUUAUUCUAUUAAGCUGUAGCCUAGUGAAGUGGAGGGUUUGCUCAUUUAACAUUUUUUGCAGGUGUUUGUGAUCCGUAGUAACUAACACUUUUAACUUUUAAGGACUGUUAAAAGAUUUCAGAGUUGUCAGCUCUUAAUUGUAAAAUAGCCAACAGCUUUGCCUUUUUAAAGCAUGUCAUUGGUUUUUAUGGGCACUUCCUUUUGUAUACUGGGUGAAUGUAUUGUUAUAGAUUCAGUGUUUAAUGGACCAAUAAAGUUUUUCUUACAUUUGAA